This is a messenger RNA of Fraxinus pennsylvanica, 357 nucleotides long. The record is from the annotation of a GenBank genome assembly. NCBI's taxonomy places the organism in Eukaryota, Viridiplantae, Streptophyta, Magnoliopsida, Lamiales, Oleaceae.
AUGAGGCUCCAAACUAAACUGCACACAAACUAUCUACCAAUUAUCAUGGAUCCCAUACUAGGUGGUUCCUCCACACCCGCCGAUGAUCUUAACUCAGCCUCUCCCGCCGCUGCCGUGUCGCACUGGGCCUUCACAAUUUCUCAGCAGUACCAGCACCUCCUGGACAAGUCUACUCCGUACGUGCUCUACCGGUGGAUUGCGUUCCUCUUCAUCGCUUUCGUGUCGACCCUGAAUUCUCAGACGGUCAGACCCUCCCCACUCGAGGCUCCGACGAGUUUCGACCGUUCGUUCGCCGCCUUCCAGAGUUCAAAUUUUGGUACUCGAUCACCAAAGCCUUCUGUAUUGCUUUUGCGUUGA